GCGGCCCUCGCGGCAGGUUCCGGGCGUAAGGGCAGUUCGUGAUGGCGGGGACUGGUUCCGCCGCUGUGUCCGGGGCAGGGACUCCGGUGGCGGGGCCUGCAGGCCGCGACCUCUUCGCAGAGGGGCUCCUCGAGUUCCUGCGACCGGCUGUGCAGCAGCUUGACUCUCACGUCCACGCAGUCAGGGAGAGCCAGGUAGAGCUCCGGGAACAAAUUGACAACCUCGCUACCGAACUGUGCCGUAUCAACGAAGAUCAGAAAGUGGCCCUGGAUCUCGACCCCUAUGUAAAGAAGCUACUUAAUGCCCGGCGACGAGUUGUCUUAGUUAACAACAUCCUACAGAAUGCCCAGGAACGGCUGAGACGGUUAAACCACAGUGUUGCCAAGGAAACAGCACGAAGGAGGGCAAUGCUGGAUUCAGGAGUUUACCCCCCUGGUUCCCCAAGCAAGUAACAGGCCAGAAGAUGGACCCAUGACCACAGAAUAGCACAAAUACUAUACCCUGGCUGCCAGUUUCCGCCAGGAUUCCCUGUAGGUGUUGGGACAUCAGAAAGGCAGCCCUGUGGUUUGUGUUUGAAGCACUUAAAAGUCCUUCUUAUUUAUUCGGGGCCUAAAGAAACUCCGGUAUAGCAGGACUCAGGAUCCCUGAGGAUUUAUUAUGGCUCUUGCUUCCAAGAAUGAGCUGAGGCCUCUACAUUUGACUUUUUUAAGCUACAUACUUAGGCCCACCUCCUCUACCUUCUUUGAGACUCAUCAAAGAAGGGGCUGCCUCUGCUACAUGCCAGGCUGUUGGGACCUGUCCUCUGCCUGUGACUUCCAAUUUUCUUUUGUCUACACAGAGGAUUUAGAGUAAAGGACAGGCAAAGUCACAGUGAAUGACCCAUCUAUCCUCUUUUGUUGACUGCACUGGCUUGAGCUACUGUAGCAGUAUUAGAAUCAUUUAAUUCAAUAAAUGGUUAAACAGUA
Camelus dromedarius (Arabian camel) is the source of this 965-nucleotide messenger RNA. RefSeq names its product SNAP associated protein (gene SNAPIN). The transcript has 4 exons. Bases 42 to 452 code for a protein of 136 amino acids. Gene Ontology annotation, molecular function: SNARE binding. Gene Ontology annotation, biological process: regulation of synaptic vesicle exocytosis; endosome to lysosome transport; lysosome localization. NCBI's taxonomy places the organism in Eukaryota, Metazoa, Chordata, Mammalia, Artiodactyla, Camelidae. The record is from RefSeq and is a predicted model, not a curated record. Gene Ontology annotation, cellular component: synaptic vesicle; BLOC-1 complex; BORC complex.